Thalassophryne amazonica is the source of this 6372-nucleotide messenger RNA. Its product is annotated as myosin heavy chain, fast skeletal muscle-like. The record is from RefSeq and is a predicted model, not a curated record. The transcript is spliced from 40 exons. Gene Ontology annotation, molecular function: actin filament binding; cytoskeletal motor activity; ATP binding. NCBI's taxonomy places the organism in Eukaryota, Metazoa, Chordata, Actinopteri, Batrachoidiformes, Batrachoididae. Bases 136 to 5967 code for a protein of 1943 amino acids. Gene Ontology annotation, cellular component: myosin complex.
CCCAUCCAGGAGUCCAACAGCACCAGCUAUUCUGUAAUGACCUUUACUUUCUGAUGGGAUUUACCCACUUUGUGUGUUUGAUCUGCAGCACUGUGGAUUCACUUUGACAUCUGUGGAUAAAGCAGAUAUAUCGACAUGAGCAGUGAUGCGGAGAUGGCCCAGUACGGGCCAGCAGCCGUAUUUCUCCGUAAACCUGAAAAGGAGCGAAUCGAGGCUCAGAACAAACCAUUCGACGCAAAAUCAGCCUGCUUCGUACCUGAAGAAAAGGAACUGUACAUCAAAGGUGUUAUCCAGAGCAGAGAUGGGGACAAAGUCACCGUAAAGACCGAAGCAGGAGCUACUGUAGUCGUUAAUAAGGAUGACUGCCAUCAAAUGAAUCCCCCAAAGUACGACAAGAUCGAGGACAUGGCCAUGAUGACCUACCUCAAUGAGCCCUCUGUGCUGUUUAAUCUCAAAGAGCGUUACGCAGCGUGGAUGAUUUAUACCUAUUCUGGGCUAUUCUGUGUAACCGUGAAUCCAUACAAGUGGCUCCCUGUGUACGACCCGGUGGUGGUGUCGGCCUACAGAGGAAAAAAGCGCAUGGAGGCCCCCCCUCAUAUUUUCUCCGUAUCUGAUAAUGGCUAUCAAAAUAUGCUGACAGAUCGUGAGAACCAGUCUGUCCUGAUCACUGGAGAAUCUGGUGCAGGAAAGACGGUGAACACCAAGCGUGUCAUCCAGUACUUUGCAACAAUUGCAGUGUCUGGUGGCGGGCAGGAAAAGAAAGAGCAGACUGGUGGCAAAGUGCAGGGAACGCUGGAAGAUCAAAUCAUUUCAGCCAAUCCUCUGCUGGAGGCUUUUGGGAAUGCCAAGACUGUGAGGAAUGACAAUUCUUCAAGAUUUGGUAAAUUCAUCAGGAUUCACUUUGGAACAACUGGGAAACUCUCUUCUGCUGAUAUUGAAGCCUAUUUGCUGGAAAAGUCAAGAGUGACAUUCCAGCUGUCAAAUGAGAGAGGCUACCACAUCUUCUAUCAGAUCAUGACCGGCCACAAGCCGGAGCUCAUUGAAAUGCUUCUCAUUACAACCAAUCCAUAUGACUUUCCCAUGAUAAGUCAGGGGCAGAUCACUGUGGCCAGUAUUGACGAUAAAGAAGAGCUCAUCGCUACAGAUACUGCUAUUGAUAUCUUGGGCUUCAGCAAUGAAGAAAAAUUGUCCAUCUACAAGCUCACCGGCGCUGUGAUGCAUUAUGGGAACAUGAAGUUCAAGCAGAAGCAGCGCGAGGAGCAGGCUGAGCCUGACGGCACUGAGGUGGCGGACAAAGUUGCGUUCCUCAUGUCGCUGAACUCUGCCGACCUGCUGAAAGCCUUUUGCUACCCCAGAGUGAAAGUGGGCAAUGAAUUCGUCACCAAGGGCCAGACUGUCCCCCAGGUGCUUAAUGCAGUCGGUGCCCUUGCAAAGUCUGUAUAUGAGAAGAUGUUCUUCUGGAUGGUCUAUCGAAUCAAUGAAAUGUUGGAUACAAAGCAGCCAAGACAGUUCUACAUUGGAGUGUUGGACAUCGCUGGAUUUGAAAUCUUUGAUUUCAACAGCUUGGAGCAACUCUGCAUUAAUUUCACCAAUGAGAAACUGCAACAGUUUUUCAAUCACCACAUGUUUGUGUUGGAACAAGAGGAAUACAAGAAGGAAGGCAUUGACUGGGAGUUCAUUGAUUUUGGAAUGGACCUGGCAGCCUGCAUUGAGUUGAUAGAGAAGCCAAUGGGGAUUUUUUCCAUCCUUGAAGAGGAAUGUAUGUUCCCCAAGUCCUCAGACACAACUUUUACGAACAAACUCCAUGACCAACAUCUUGGAAAAUCAGCUGCUUUCCAAAAGCCCAAGAUGGUCAAAGGCAAACCUGAGGCUCAUUUCACCCUGGUACACUACGCAGGAUCAGUAGACUACAACAUCACUGGCUGGCUGGAAAAGAACAAAGAUCCUCUGAAUGAGUCUGUGGUGCAGCUUUACCAAAAGUCUUCAAUGAAAUUGUUGUCUCUUCUGUAUGCAUCAUUUUCUGGCAGUGAAGAUUCAGGUGAUAAAGGUGGCAAGAAAGGUGCAAAGAAGAAGGGCGGCUCUUUCCAGACUUUAUCUGCUGUUUUCAGGGAAAAUCUUGGAAAACUAAUGACCAACUUGAGGAGCACCCACCCUCACUUUGUGCGCUGUCUCAUCCCCAAUGAGAUUAAAAAACCAGGUAUCAUGGAAAAUCAUUUGGUCAUCCAUCAGCUACGCUGCAACGGCGUCUUGGAGGGCAUCAGGAUUUGCAGGAAGGGAUUCCCCAGCAGGAUCCUGUAUGCUGAUUUCAAGCAGAGAUACAGAAUCCUGAAUGCCAGCGCUAUCCCAGAGGGUCAGUUUAUUGAUGGGAAAAAAGCUUCAGAGAAGCUUCUAGGCUCGAUUGACAUUGACCACACACAGUACCGAUUUGGCCACACAAAGGUUUUCUUCAAAGCAGGCCUGCUUGGCACUUUGGAGGAGCUCCGAGAUGAGAAACUGGCUUCUCUCGUGACACAGACCCAAGCAGUGUGUCGCGGCUAUCUCAUGAGAAAACAAUACACCCGUUUAAUUGAACAAAGAGAUGCCCUCUGGACUCUGCAGUAUAACCUGCGUUCAUUCAUGAAUGUGAAACACUGGCCUUGGCUGAAGCUGUUCUUCAAAAUAAAGCCACUCCUAAAGAGUGCCGAAACAGAAAAGGAAAUGGCCAGCAUGAAAGAGGAGUUCAUCAAAUGUAAGGAGGACCUGCUGAAGUCAGAGACGAGGAGAAAAGAGCUAGAAGAGAAAAUGGUGACGUUGCUGCAAGAGAAGAAUGACCUGCUCCUGCAAGUGCAGACUGAGGCUGAAAAUCUUGGUGAUGCAGAGGAAAGAUGUGAGGGCCUGAUCAAAAGCAAAAUCCAGCUUGAGGCAAAACUCAAAGAGGUGUCUGAAAGACUGGAGGAUGAAGAGGAAAUCAACGCUGAGCUAACAGCCAAGAAGCGGAAGCUUGAAGACGAGUGCUCUGAACUUAAAAAAGACAUUGAUGACCUUGAGAUCACAUUGGCAAAAGUUGAGAAAGAGAAACACGCCAUAGAGAAUAAGGUUAAAAAUCUGGUGGAGGAGAUUGCUAGUCAAGAUGAAAACAUUGGUAAACUGACCAAAGAGAAGAAAGCCCUUCAAGAAGCCCACCAGCAAACACUGGAUGAUCUUCAAGUUGAAGAAGACAAAGUCAAUUCUCUGACAAAAGCAAAAGCAAAGCUUGAGCAGCAAGUGGAUGAUCUGGAGAGUUCAUUGGAGCAAGAGAAGAAGAUCCGCAUGGAUCUUGAAAGAGCCAAGAGGAAGCUUGAGGGUGAUGUGAAACUUUCUCAAGAAUCCAUAAUGGAUCUGGAGAAUGACAAACAACAAGCUGAGGAGAGAAUUAAAAAGAAAGAUUUUGAUAAUAACCAGUUGGCCAGCAAGAUUUCAGAUGAACAAUCAAUGAGCGCCCAGCUUCAAAAGAAGAUGAAGGAGCUCCAUGCUCGUAUUGAAGAACUAGAGGAAGAAGUUGAGGCUGAACGUGCAGUUCGAGGCAAAAUAGAGAAGCAGAGGUCUGAGCUCGCUAGGGAAAUUGAGGAGAUCAGCGAGAGACUAGAGGAAGCUGGAGGAGCAACCACGGCUCAGAUUGAGAUCAACAAGAAGCGUGAAGCGGAGUUCAUCAAGUUACGGCGCGACCUGGAGGAGUCCACGUUACAUCAUGAAGCCAUGGUUGCUGGUCUGCGCAAAAAGCAGGCGGACAGUAUGGCUGAGUUAGGAGAACAGAUUGAGAACCUCCAAAGAAUCAAACAGAAGCUGGAAAAGGAAAAGAGUGAGUACAAAAUGGAAAUUGACGAUUUGGGGAGCAACAUGGAAGCCGUUGCAAAAGCGAAGAUUGUCCUGGAGAAGACGUGUCGUUCACUUGAAGAUCAGGUUGUGGAAAUGAGGGCAAAAACUGAAGAGAACACGCGACAAAUCGCUGAUCUCUCCACUCACAAGGCCCGCUUACAAACAGAGAAUGGUGAGUUGACCCGACAGAUGGAAGAGAGAGAGAGUCUUAUUUCCCAGCUGACACGAGCAAAGCAGGGAUUCAGCACACAAAUCGAAGAGCUGAAAAGACUGACUGAAGAGGAAACAAAGGCUAAGAACGCUUUGGCUCACAGUUUGCAGUCAGCUCGUCAUGACUGUGAUCUCCUUCGUGAGCAGUAUGAGGAGGAGCAGGAGGCCAAAGCUGAGCUGCAGCGCGCGCUGUCCAAAGCCAACACCGAGGUGGCUGUUUGGAGAAACAAAUAUGAAACCGACGCCAUCCAUCGGACCGAAGAGCUGGAAGAGGCAAAGAAAAAGCUUGCACAGCGCCUCCAAGAGGCUGAAGAACAAGUUGAAGCUGUGAAUUCCAAAUGUGCUUCACUGGAGAAAACCAAACAGCGACUCAAUAACGAGAUGGAGGAUCUCAUGGUUGACGUAGAACGGUCCAACAGCAUAGCAGCCAAUCUUGACAAGAAACAAAGAAGCUUUGACAAGGUUAUUGCUGACUGGAAACAAAGAUUUGAGGAGUCUCAGGCAGAGCUCGAAGGAGCCCAGAAGGAAUCCCGAGCUUUGAGUACUGAACUUUUCAAACUGAAGAACUUGUACGAGGAAGCUCUCGAUCAACUAGAGACGAUGAAACGGGAAAAUAAAAACCUGCAACAGGAGAUUACAGAUCUGACAGAGCAACUUGGAGAAAGUGGAAAAACAGUCCAUGAACUGGAGAAAUUUAAAAAGCAGAUGGAGACGGAAAAGUCAGAUAUCCAAGUGGCGCUAGAAGAAGCUGAGGCUUCCUUGGAACAAGAGGAAACCAAGAUCCUGCGUAUACAAAUGGAGCUGAGCCAGGUGAAGGGUGAAGUGGACCGCAAAAUAGCAGAGAAAGAUGAGGAGAUUGAGCAGAUUAAGAGGAACAACCAAAGAGUGGUUGACUCCAUGCAGUCCGCUCUGGACGCUGAGGUCCGGAGCCGGAAUGAUGCCCUGAGAGUUAAGAAGAAGAUGGAGGGAGACCUCAAUGAGAUGGAGAUUCAGCUGAGCCACUCGAACAGGCAGGCAGCCGAGGCUCAGAAGCAGCUCAGAAAUAUUCAGGCACAACUCAAGGAUUCCCAGCUCCACCUUGAUGACUCACUUCAGAUACAGGAUGAGAUGAAGGAGCAGGUCGCAGUGAUGGAGCGUCGAACAAACUUGAUGCAGUCUGAGAUUGAAGAGCUUCGAGCCGUGGUGGAGCAGACAGAGCGAAGUCGUAAAAUGGCUGAGCAGGAGCUGGUUGAUGCCAGUGAGCGCGCCGGCCUUCUGCAUUCUCAGAACAACAGUCUUUUGAACACCAAGAAGAAAAUGGAAACAGAUUUAAUUCAGCUUCAAGGAGAAAUAGAAGAUACCGUUCAGGAGUCCAGGAAUGCAGAGGAGAAGGCCAAGAAAGCCAUUACUGAUGCCGCCAUGAUGGCUGAAGAGCUGAGGAAAGAGCAGGACACCAGUGCUCACCUGGAGAGGAUGAAGAAGAACCUGGAGGUGACGGUCAAAGACCUGCAGCACCGCUUAAAUGAGGCUGAAAAUCUGGCUAUGAAAGGUGGAAAGAAACAGUUGCAGAAACUGGAGGGUCGGGUACGUGAGCUGGAAAAUGAGCUGGAGUCUGAACAGAAACGUUCUGUGGACGCAAUCAAAGGAGUCCGUAAAUAUGAACGGAAGAUCAAAGAGCUCACUUACCAGUCUGAAGAAGAGAAGAAGAACAAUGCUCGACUGCAGGAUUUGGUGGACAAACUCCAGCUCAAAAUGAAAUCCUACAAACGACACGCUGAAGAGGCUGAGGAGCAGUCUAACGUGCACAUGACCAGGGCCAGGAAGCUCCAGCACGAGCUGGAAGAGUCCGAGGAGAGGGCUGACAUCGCUGAAUCAAUGGCCAACAAGCUGAGAGCCAAGAGCCGUGAAAUUGGAUCAAAGGUCCCAGAGGCACAAGCCGAGUAGUGGAAAAGCAGACAAGACGAGGCCUGUUUAAACGCUGACACAGACAAAUGUUGACACAUGGCUGCAUAAUAACAUGUUAUUACUCCUUAGUUACUUAAAUCAAAGACUCAUCUGUCAUAAAACUGAACUACAGCAUGUUACAAGUGCACAAAAAUAUAACCCAGUCUGAAAUCUGAAUUUGGAUUCAGUUUUGAGCAGCGGCUGAGUCGCUCACAUAUCCUGUGACCUUUAUGAAGAUGCACUAAUUUGGGAUAUAAUGACAAAAAAUAUCAGCAUUUUUAAAAGUAAAUGUAGCAGUAUUCAACAAAAAGAUACUGAACACUAGAUCACUGCCUAAUUUAAGCUGCUUAUCUUUCUGAGCAUAAUAUUUAAUUAUUUACAGCAUUUAUAGAAUUAAUUCAUAAA